Diutina rugosa is the source of this 345-nucleotide messenger RNA. RefSeq lists its product as uncharacterized. The transcript has a single exon. The record is from RefSeq and is a predicted model, not a curated record. NCBI's taxonomy places the organism in Eukaryota, Fungi, Ascomycota, Pichiomycetes, Serinales, Debaryomycetaceae. Bases 1 to 345 code for a protein of 114 amino acids.
AUGAGCAUUUCACCUAGAUCCUCCAGCGUCACUGUGGUUGAUGAUGAUGACCUUCCUUCUUCUCCCAAGUAUGAGGCACAAAUCUUUAUGCUUGGCCAGUACUUCCAGCACGGAAAUUUGGCUGAAGCCGCUGAAAUUGCUGGAGUUCCUGAAGUUAUUGCCAAAAUAGCUGCUCAAAGAGAAAAAUCCCAAACUGAUAAAAUUCCCAUGGAACACGCCGAUAGAGAGGCGCUUAAGCGGAUCCUUGCGUCGCUCGACGAAGAUUCUGUCGACCCUAUAGUCGUGGACUUCUUGAGGGCUAACUGUGAGCCUUGGACCCCUGCAAACAUCUUUGAGUCUAGCUAG